Messenger RNA from Trichogramma pretiosum, 2209 nucleotides. Its product is annotated as nischarin. Gene Ontology annotation, molecular function: protein kinase binding; phosphatidylinositol binding. The coding region runs from base 435 to 1841 and encodes 468 amino acids. Gene Ontology annotation, cellular component: cytoplasm. The transcript has 3 exons. The record is from RefSeq and is a predicted model, not a curated record. NCBI's taxonomy places the organism in Eukaryota, Metazoa, Arthropoda, Insecta, Hymenoptera, Trichogrammatidae.
AAUAAAGCCAUACAAAUACAAGUUCCGUGUUGCCGUGAUUAGUUCGUGAGAGUUUAUUUUUAUAACGUCUGUAAUGAUGGCUUUGAGCUGCACAACUGCAGCAUCCUUCAUUUCAUUCGAUAACUGCACUUAAUCAUGAGCUUUUAAAAAAGAGUAGGCGUUGUUAGUCAUCAUCCGGGCAUAGCCGCAUAAGUAAUGCGUGAAGUAGCUGCAAAUGUUUGAUUUCACAACUCUGCCAAUAAAUAUUAUCAUAGAUUACAGCUGAUAUAACAUCAUUGAUUGCUAAUGAGUUAAUGAAGAAAAUUAUAUGCAUUAAACUAUGUAUUUGGAACUUUACGACGUAUCAAGUGUAGAAUAAACGUAUGUUGAACUGACUUUCGUUAGAAGUUACUCAGUGAAUAUCUUUUUAUCCUGCUAUUUAUUGUACAUGAGUCAUGGCGAAUUUUCUGGCAAAUCAGGAAGAUGUCAAACUGACAAUACCCAAAGCAGAAACUAAUGAUGGAGUCACAUUUUACAUAUUGGAAGUACAAAUUGCAUCUCACAAAUGGACUGUCAAACACAGGUACAGUGAAUUUGCAGAGCUUCAUGAUAUUUUAGUUAUGGAUCAUUGCGUUGAAAAAGAUAUCUUACCACCUAAAAAACUCAUUGGUAAUAAAUCAGAGGCAUUUAUUGAAAAACGACGUGUAGCUCUCGAAUCAUACAUCAAUUCUAUUUACACUUAUCUUAAGAAGAUUAUGCCAUUACCCUUGGCUAAAUUUUUAGAGUUACAUGUCUAUGAAAUUUUCUUUUUGUUGCAAAGUUUAGCAAGUAACUUUUUUACCAAUGGUGUGAAUCUUCUGCAAGAUCCAGAAGGUCAUACUUUUGAAGUAAUACAGAUGCAUGCUAUAAGUGAAAGACUGAAACAACCACGCCCUUUGUUGGAAGUUACAGAUAAAAAAUAUGAUUUUAGUCAUGUGUUGGACUUUACUUCUCAUUUAAAAAAACUUACUGUAAUGGGAACUAGUUCAGUUUUUGGGACAAGCAACAUAUAUCCUUCUACUCUUAAUAUUGAAUUCACAAGUUUCAAAAAUGUAAGUCAUUUAACUAUUGAUAAUUAUCCAGUCGAUAAAAUCUAUCACAUGGGAAACCUGCGUGACACUGUAGAAGUUCUCAAAGUGCAUAAUGCCAAGCUUAGAAAUAUAGUUGAAUUAACCAUGUGUGAAGAAGUGCAUAAACAUAUCAGUUCUGCAAACGAUUCUCAUGUCUGGCUUAAGGUCACUCAGUUGGAUUUAAGUGAUAAUCAAAUUGAAGUUAUUGAUGAAGCAAUAAAGCUCCUACCACACAUUGAAUCUCUUAUACUAAAUAAUAAUAGACUAAAAGAAAUAUCCAAUGUCACUCUAUUGCCAAGAUUGUCUCAAUUGCAUUUAGCGUCAAAUAAUUUCACCACUUUGCCUGAAAAUCUGUACACAAAAUUAGGCCAAAUUGUGUACAUUGAUUUAUCACGAAACAAUUUAACAUCCCUUGCAAGUUUUUCUAAACUGUACUGUCUUGAAGGAUUAGAUGUCAGUUGUAAUAGAAUAGAAGAUAUUCAAGAAGUAAAGCACCUGGGUGGUUUGCCUUGUUUGGAAAGUCUUAGGCUUACUGGUAACCCAGUAUCAACUAUAAUUGAUUACAGAGUGAAGGUAUUGGAGCCUUUUGGUAAAAGAGCUGCUGACAUUCAUCUUGAUAAUGAAAAGCCUGAUCAAAAAGAACUAGACACUGUUUCAGUUCUUCAAGCAUUGAGAAUUGCCAGAGAAGGAAAAUCGCCAACAUAUAGCACAAGUGAAGCUCCACUUUUUUCUGCUGAAAUUCCUAUUGUGUGAAACGAAAAAUCAGAGAAAACCCAUAAAAUGGUAUUUUUAUCUCUUGACAAAUUUUAUAAUAGCAUUGUUUUGCACUAACUAGAUUAGUUCUAUUUAUUCUUUUUGAUUUUGGUCAAUCAAUUCAAUGUACGCGUUGACGACCGUUUUGUUUCCACUUCUGGUAACUAAAACAAAGAAUUAGAUGUAAAAAUGUACAUAAGUAUUUAAAAGAAUGGCAAAUUCUAAAGGAAAUCUAUUUUAGAAGUGAAUUUGAAAAGAAAAUUUAUUUUAUAUAGGUAAGAAUCUAAUCUAUAGAUACGUUUGUAAUACUUAUUCUAAAAAUUAAUUUAUAUUUUGAUUAAUAAUAUAAUAAAAUAGAAUUAUACUCA